AUGGACGAUCCUAUGCAAGACAUCGCCGAUGUCGUCCACAGACUCACCCAGGGAACGCCCAAGCAGCAGGAAGAGGCCAUCAACGAGUACUUUACCACUGACGCUUCCUUUACACAUCCAUUCUGCAGGACGGGCAGCUUUGAGGGCAGUAGAUGGCUGAUACAUGCCAUCUUUCGCUGGUACAAAGUCCUUAGCCCAAAGAUUGACCUUACCGUGAACUCCGUUGCACUUGACGAGACGAACCUCACUUUAUACGUCAACAUCAGCCAAAUCUUCUCGAUCUGGCUGAUACCCUUCCACCGCGCGCCUGUCAACCUCACAACCGUCCUCCAGCUCGUCCGAAAACAGCGGAAAUACUACAUCCAAAGCCAGAAUGAUCUCUACCAGGUCGAUCAGUUCAUCAAGUUCCCACCUGGCCUUUCGCAUAUCGGACCUCUUAUCGUAUUGUUCUGCAACUUCAUCGCGACAUUCUUCUGUGUCAUAGGAGCGUACAUCGGAAGCCCGUUUACACGCUACAUGCAGCGACAAAGUGAGAAGAGGAAUGAUCUCAGCGGGGCCAAUGGCGACGCCUUCUACCAACGACAGCAAGAGAUGAAGAAGUUGAAGCAAUACCAGUCGUGA
This is a messenger RNA of Fulvia fulva, 621 nucleotides long. RefSeq lists its product as uncharacterized. The coding region runs from base 1 to 621 and encodes 206 amino acids. The transcript has 2 exons. NCBI's taxonomy places the organism in Eukaryota, Fungi, Ascomycota, Dothideomycetes, Mycosphaerellales, Mycosphaerellaceae. The record is from RefSeq and is a predicted model, not a curated record.